Molecule: messenger RNA, 7203 nt
Organism: Symbiodinium sp. CCMP2456
Lineage: Eukaryota; Dinophyceae; Suessiales; Symbiodiniaceae
Source: the annotation of a GenBank genome assembly
GUCACUCGACUUCGCGAGCGUCUCGCACAUGUUCAGCAUGACCUCAAAGGCGCAGCGUCCCGCAAGAAGGAUGCCGAGAAGGAUAUCGCCGAGCUGGAGAUUGGGAUGGCGGCCUUCAAGGAAACGCUGCAUUUGCGACAGCUCUCCGUCGCCGAGUUGCGCAACAACAAAGACGAGACGGAGCGACAGCUGGCGCAAACUUUGCGGGAACGAGAGCUUUUUCGAGAGAGUGCGACGAAAGCCCAGCAAGGCUUCGACACCGAAGCGAAGUCAGCAUCUGCAGAACUCGACCGUUGGAGAUCUGAGGCCCAGGAGCUGGCCACCGCCCUCGAAGCCUUAGAUGUACAGAAAAAGGAGCUGCAACAGAAGGCGUCCUCAGAGGACUCCGAAAAAGCUUUCGUCGCCAGUCUCCAGAAGGAGCUGGACGAGGCGAUUGCAGCAUACGCAGCCUUUGAGGAGCAGAACCGAAGCGACGACGUCAACCUGGCAGCUGCUGAAGCAAGGCAAAGAGAUGCCGAGACACGCUUACGCGAAGCUGAGCAGGCAGCCAACGAUCUUCGAUCCGAGUUGCAGGAGGAAGGGGAGGGCGCGAGGACUGCCACAGAGGCGGUGAAGAGAGAGCUGGCCGUCCAAGUGUCCAAAGUUGCCCAGUUGGAGGGAUCCCUCGGCGAGAAUCGCAACCAACUGAAGACCAUCCAGCGUCACGUCGACUCUUUGACACAGGAUCUCCUGGACCGAACGGUCAAGAGUGUACAAGACGAGGAGGCUGUCACUUCCUUAUCCAAGCAACUCCAGCAGGAGCAGCAGGCACUGGAGCGAUUGCAAUCCGAAAAGGAGAAGCUCGGGUCGGCGGCAGCUGAAGAACUGGAGAGGGCUGAGGAGUGCCGACGCAGCAAACAGGCUCUUGAGGAACAGCAGGUCCAUGUCGAGCUGGUGCAGCGGUCAGACGUGCUGUCGACCACAAAAACUCAGGCCACGACGGAGCUGACCAGUGCCGUGGCGGAGAUUGCGCAGCUGCAGCAGGCACAUGCUUUGCCUUUGCUUUGGCAAGGAAUCUUCUUUCCUUUGGCCAUUGCACACAGUGGUUCUGCCAAACCUGCUCAUGUACAUAUUGCAUACGAUGGCAGUGCUUCCAGGGAGCGUCAGGAGUCUCAGCUGCUUCGCAGAAGCACAGGCUUGAAGCCUGAGGGACCCGAAGAGGACGAAAAGUCGCUGAAGGCGCAGCAGACUGGGUGGUACGUCGAGGAUGAGGUGGAAAACACCAUUGCGAAGGCUCAAACCUUCGAUUUCGACAAAAACCGGGAGCAGAUGCUGCGCCACAUACACUACACAGCAGCGACCUCCCCCACUGGCAGAGGGCCUGGGGUAGCAAGGGACACCUGGCACAUCUCGUCGCACGGUCCUCCCGUCACUGAUGAGGCCGAGGGCCGGAUCGUGGAAGACCAGCAACGUGCCGAAAAGGCAGGCCUACCGGCAGACUUCAAAAGUGUGCCGCCUGUUGCAGCUGUCAUGAAGAAGCCUCCGGUCUCGGCCACACUUCCGCCCAACUUGCCGAAGGAUUGCUUCAAGGCACGGCACAGCACCGAUAUCGGCGAGGAUGAAACCUGCCCGGAAGCGUGCCCUCUGUUUGCCGAAGAUACGAUGGCCGGGAGGCACUGCGUCUUCAAAUGCGUGUUGGAAACAGACUGUGGAGUCCACACCAGUGCGACCAACCUCGCCCAGUCUGUCCCGGACACAGAUGUUGGCUUCUGCCGGCGAUGCUCUGUUCCUGGAUGCAACCGCUGCAACCGGACGGCACACAGUGACGUCUGCGGGGAGUGCUUGCGCGGCUUCGCCUUGGAAGAAGGAGCAUGUGUUUUCCAGGUUCCAAUUAUAGGAACCUUGGUACAAAGCAUGGUCUACAUCGCGCUCUUUAUUCCCGUGGUUUACUUCAUCAUUUGGUACGUGAGCUUGGCCACCCGCAAGAAAGUAAACCUGGACGAAGAGGCACAAGCCUUGCAGUUCCGGACGCAGACGAAGCUAUGCACCGUCGACACAGUCACCGAAGACGCACCCGAGGAACGCCAGCUUUGGCCUUUGAAGACCAACACGCUUCAGGUGCCGGUUGCAGGGCCUGGCUCGGUCCUCUUCUUCCGCUACCAGGUGUUCGUCAUGAUCUUGGCCUUGGUGCUGCUUGUCCUCUGGGUCACCUUCCUGGGCUUGACUGGUUCGCAGCUAUCUGCCUUGGGUACAGAAGAUCCAAAAUCUCCGAGAGAGCUGUGCAAUGUCAUUCACCACGGCUUUGAAGCCCAGCAGACGUAUAUGUGGGCAAAGUCUUGCUUCGUGUUGGCGGCGUACGUGGUCUCUGUGGUGCUGUGCAUGCUCUUCGCCAUUCAUCAGAGGCGAACCUUCAACCGGUUGAACGUCUUCUCCACGCACGCAGACUUCGUGGCUCUCCUGGACGGCCUGCCAGCGAUCAGCGGCUCAGAGGAGUUGGAGGAGGUGCUGAAGAAGGAGAUGGAAAAGGCCAGCUCCGAGGAAAUUGUGGGUGUCUCCAUAGGCUGGCAUGUGGGCGAUGACACCAACCGGUACAACGAACAAAUCUCCAAGAUCCUUGAGGAGGAUGUCCUGGCCUUGGAAAAUCUCAAAGCCGAGCAGGACAAGGCAGGCGAGAAAGAGGCUGACGAGGUUCAGACUUUUUCGAGGCAGCGGCCCAAGUGGUUGCGGAUCUUCGACAGAGUGAUUCUGACGGGCAUGCUCGGCAUUGACACUAUACCACCACCGCCAGAAGAGCUCGCUGCGGCUCAGGCUGCGCCGGCACAAGGGGACGGGAAAUCCGAGGCUCAAGGGGCGGAGAAGGAGAAGGAUGCAACAGCCUCCUCUUCCGCCCAAGAGGUCGAGAAAGAGAAGGCUGCUACCGCCGGGAAGGCUUCAGAGACGGAAAAGGCGGAAGCCAAGGUUUCGUCAGAGCCCCCUGAGGCUCUUUGCACCAAGUUGCAAAGCUCUCCGACAGCUGUUGUAGUGUUCAGAACAGAAACUGCCCGAGACGCUGCCCUCGAGAAGUGCAAGAGCAUUCCAUUCCGCGAAGCAACGCUGACGCUCAAGCCCCUUGUGACAGAGCCCUUGGGCAUCCUCUGGGAGAACAUGAGCAUCCCCAACAAACUGCGACGGGAGCGGCUUUUCGCAAGCAUCAAAAUGAUCGCUCUCGCCGGUGCAGCUUGGGCCGUUUGCAUCUACCUCCCCUAUGCCUUCUAUGCAGCGUCCUUCUCUUACUCAAACGGAGACAAGCCGUCGGCGCUCAUGAACAUGUCCUUGACGCUCAUCGUGGUGCUGGGGAACCUGAUCAUGUACACGACUUGCGCAGAGGCAGCCAAGCGUAUUGGCCACAUGCUACGAGACACCGAAGCAGGGGUUUACAUGGUGCUCUACACCUUUGCGAUUCUCUUCAACAUUCUCUUAGAUGCUGCUGUGGGUGGUUACAUCGCAUAUCGAACAGCGGUCGCCAAUCACGCACGAACCUACGGUGGCGUCCUCGUCUCCGAUCUUACACGUGCCCAAGCUCUCUUCGAGAGCUUCGAAAUUCAGCGGCAGCUCGCCUUUCAAGUCUACAAGUAUUGCUGGCCGUCUACGUUUCUGGUUCCCUUCAUAGGAGAAGCUCUCUUCGCUAAUUGCUUCACGCUACAUCUGGCACGCCUCGUUGUCAAAACGUUUCCGCACAUCAAGGGCUACAAAGCCCAGCAGGCUUUACAAGUCUUUGUGCCCAUGGACUCUGGACGGUAUGCUGACGUGUUAAUCAACAUUGCCGCAGCAAUUCUGAUCUUCUUUCUGCCUGGUGGCUACACUAUAACACUCUUCGUUGGCCUCAUCCUGUCGCACGUAUUCAUCAUCUGCUUCGAUCACUUCCGAGUUCUGCGAUGCGUCCCAUCUUUCUGCUUCAGCAGCUCUGUGGUUGAUGACUAUGCUCAGCUACUCCUCAUUAUUCCCUGUUCGCUCAUGCUGGCAGCCUUCGUGCAGAAAGUCAACUGCUCAACCGACAGCUUCUGCCUGCAGGAUUACGCACUUGGCUUGACGCUGCUGCUGAGCUUUGCUGCUCAUGGUACCCUGCACUGGUGCAUGUUGAAGUUCCUGGUGCCCAAAUUUGGGGAUGUCCAGGAGCAUGUGCCCACGAAGCUCACCUACCAAGAGGUGGCUGGCAAGAUUGCGCCUUCCUGGUUCAACUUGAACCCAGCCUACUGCCUGCGCUCCAAGUACUUCUACAAGCAUGAGAAGCCGUGUACCUUCUUCAUCCAGGGCAGAGAGCAUGUUCUUCGGAAAAGCGAUCAGGCCAUGUCAUUUUUCGAGGAUCAGCGGCCGGCUCAGCAGCAACUCGACCAGGAAGUCGCGGAGGUGGACCUGGCAGCUGAGGAUGUCGAGCGUUCGCGGCAAGAGGCCAAGCAGAAGAUUGAAAGGACACAAACUGCACUUGAGGCUCAGAGCAAGAAGAAGUCUUUGCGCAUGGAGGCCGUGGAGGCGAAAAGCCGGCACUUGGCCUCUUUGGAGGAGGAGCUGAGUCGAAGGCGGCAGGAGGUGCAGAGUGCUUCUGCAGCCGCUCUCAAGCUUCGUGCUUCCGCUGCCAGGACCGCCAUAGAAAGCGAGAUGAAGGAGGAAGCGCUUCUUCAGCGCUUUGUGCAGCUGAAGUCCGAGCUUGAAGAGCAUCAGGAAGUAUCGAAGCAGCAGGAUGAGGAGCAGAAGGCAGUGCUCCAGAAGCUCGCAGAGGCACAGAAGAAGGCACCCCAGAAGCAGGUCCAGGCUCGGCUGGCUCGGGAAAAGAAAGACGAGCUGGAGCAGAUGCUUCUGGAUCUCCGAUCAUCCUUGGAUGCUGCCAAGUCGACGGCGAAGGGCGAGGCACGGAAGACACGUCAGGCCGAAGAGCAGAUCGACCGGCAGCGCCAGGAGCUGGAGGCGUUGCUGGCUGAUGCGGCUCAACAGGAAGUGCUGGCGCAGGCACUGAAAAGCACGCUGAGCGAGCAAAAGGCCGAGCAUGAAAAGUUCAUGAAGGCGCACCAUAGCCGAGCAUCAACAUCCAAAGAUGCAGAGCUCAAGGUGGCGGAACAGGUCAGCGAGCUGCGGGUGCGACGCGCAGAGCUCGCGCUGAAGCAGGAGGCUGUCGCAGCGGCGUGCAGUGUGGAGAAGGAGCGUCUGGCAGAGCUACGCCGGGAGUUCGAAAAGGUGCGUGCUGGGAGCCUUCAGAAGAUCGAGGAUGCGAAGAAAGAGCUGCACCAGGAUGCCAUGGCCAAGGAUCUACAAGCAUUGAAGACCCACGAAGCCGAAGCUGCAUCUCUACUGCAGAAAAUAGAGGGGAUGAAAACCAAGCAGCAGGAGAUUCUGAGGAAGGUUGAAAGUGGCAAGGCAGACCUGCCUGCAACUGACGGUGGCGACAAGCACACCGAGGAUGCCGAGAGCAGGAAGUCGCAGCUUCUCAAGGAGCUCUUGUCGCAGAGAGCAGCUUCUCUUCAAGAGGCCUCGAACGAAAGCCGCGAGGCUGAGAUGAAGUACGAGGCUUUGCAGAAAGACCAGAAGCAUCUUCAGGAGGAGUAUCGGUCUGUGAUGGAGCAGAUGAAAUCCCAGGUCAGCCAGGGGAAUGAGCUCUACUCCAAGUUGCAAGAAGUCGAGCAGGACAUAAGGACGCUUGAAGAUGAGUCUGACUUGCUGGCCUUGGGUUUGCACGAGGCGGAGAGUCAGAAGGUCAACCUGGAGAAGGAGAUUGUAUUGGUGCAGCAGCAAGCAAUGGGGCAGUUCAGUGGAGAUUUGCAAGCUUGGGCGAAAGAGGUGCAGUCCUUGAGGGUGACCGCCAAAGUGCAGUCGCAUGAGGAUGAGCUGCUGCACUGGAAGCAGGCGGCAAGUGAGAGCCCGGCUAUCGCCUCGCAACUUCAAGUUCAGGCGGCAGAGGGGCUUCUCAGGCAGAAAGCAUCCGCACUACAGGAUCAGCUGACCUCCAAAGAGAAGCUGCUGCAAGAACUCGAACAGCAAGCACAGUCAGAGGAAGUUGCUGGCAGUAUCCGUUCGGUGCCCUCCGCUCUGCACGGUUCACUCACCAUGGGUCCCACGCUGUCUGUGAAAGCCGCGGCGCAGCGGCGUGCGUUGGUCAUAGGCUGCAACUACACUGGAUCCUUUGCCCCGCUACGCGGAUGUGCCAAUGAUGCCUGGAAUGUCCAGUGCUUGUUGCGGCAGUCGUUGCAAUACACAGAGGCUCAGGUCCGAUGCUUAGUUGACUAUGCUGAGUCGUCUUCAACGCCUAGCAAUCGACGGCCCACGAGGGACAACAUCAUUGCAGAGCUGCAGUGGCUUACCAGCAAUGCCAAACAGGGAGACAAUGUGCUUUUGUACUUCAGCGGGUAUGGCACGCAGCAGCCAGACGCUGAAGUAGACGGUUUAUACCAGGGCUAUUUGGUUCCUGCGGACUUUGCAGACGAUCUGCCGGAGGACAUCGCAGGUGAGGUUGAGCGCUGCUGCAAGACCGGCUCCCAGCUGUCACCGGAGAUGGCUCAAAGAGCAGCCGACGCAGGGGGCUAUCGUCUGGUGCCCAUGUCGCUGAUCACUUCGGCCUUGCACACGCUGUCAUCGAGCUGCAAGGCAACAGUGAUCUUCGACUGCUGCCAGUCCUCGGUGCUUCCGCUCCUCCGUCCAUCAGAUCACGUGGGUCAGGGUGUGGCUCCGGGUCCUGGGCCUCCGCGCUUCAAGAAGCUCAAGCCGCCCAGCGAGCAGGUCGCACCUCCAACGUCCGACAUGUCCAGACAGCGAUUGUUGGGACUUCCAGCCUUGAGCCAGAGCUCGCAUCCAGACACUUCUCCCUCGUCUAUCAAGGAGGAGUCGCUGGCUUCACCCGCAGGGUCUCCUGCCGGCAUUCUCAAGGUGCGGCCAGGAAGUGCCUUGGAAGCCACUCAACGUCCUGUAAGUUCUCGAGGUGGGCCUUCCUGCAGGUGCUACUGCUUUGCGGCCUGUCAGAACGACCAGGCAUGCUGUGAGCUGCCGAUCGAAGGGUUGGUCCAGGGCGUCGCGACCUGGGCCUUCGUGAAGGGCCUGGCUGCCUGCCAAAUGAACACGCCUUUGGCCCAGCACAGCAAGGCCAUGGACGGCAUCCUGCAGAAUCUGCGCAGGAAGUACAGGUGGAUCCAGCAAACGCCGGUCAUCCAGCUCUCGGCAUCAGCUAAUGUUCAGGACCCGCUGAUUCUUCCUCAGGGUUGA